AUGGCACGAAAGAAGAGAGCUGCCCGCAGAGGCUCCCAUAGUGGCACCCACCGUCCUGAUCACACACACUCUUCUCCCUCACACUCUCCUACUCAUUUUUCACCUCCAUCACCACCAAACCCUUCUCCUGACAUGGCCUGCACUAAGAUCACUGUUCGCCGUCCUGGCGUUGCUCCUCGUCCUUCUCCUCCUCCUCCGCCAAACACUUCUCAGCCUAGUUUAUCAAAACCCAUCUCUUCCAGAGGAAAGAGGCAUCUUCAUGAAGACAAAGAGAUUCCCCCCACUCAGCCUCGCCAUACUCGCGGCACAGUCAUUGACUUUCAUCUUCGUCCUGUUGCUGAACCUAGACUCUCCAAUCCUAUUGCUUACAAGUCCUUUUAUGCUUAUUUUCCUGAUGAGUCUUAUGAUCGUCGCCCUUUUUAA
Messenger RNA from Arachis duranensis, 423 nucleotides. RefSeq lists its product as uncharacterized. Bases 1 to 423 code for a protein of 140 amino acids. The transcript has a single exon. Lineage: Eukaryota; Viridiplantae; Streptophyta; Magnoliopsida; Fabales; Fabaceae. The record is from RefSeq and is a predicted model, not a curated record.